This is a messenger RNA of Rotaria sp. Silwood1, 714 nucleotides long. Lineage: Eukaryota; Metazoa; Rotifera; Eurotatoria; Philodinida; Philodinidae. The record is from the annotation of a GenBank genome assembly.
AUGAAUUGUCUCCUUAAAGUUGCUGUUGUCUAUUUAUGUAUAACUCAAUUUAUUUGUGUAGCCGAUGAUUCUAAGGAAGUUGGCAAAUGCCGAUAUUACAAUGAUCCGCAUCUUAUUCCGUUUCCAGUAUCACCUGGAGCUAGUCAAGAGCAGUAUAUAUGCCGUAAUAAUUGCACUGAAAUACUUCUCAAAAAUGAUUUUGUGCAAAUAAUUGUUACUCCUGAUCCGGCAGGUGACUAUCCUAUCGUUGCGUAUACUUUGAUAUUUUUUGCUACCGGUGGAUAUUCGUUUCCUUGUGUUAUUACAAACAGCAUUGCAAGUCCAUCCGCAUCAUUAACAUGUCCACCAGGUACUCCUGCUAGUACUAUAAUGACUGGUUCGGGUCAAUUUCAUACUCAUCUGACGGAAAAUAUUCAAGUCGAUAUUACCACAAGGGGAGCUCAUUUCAAUAUUGAGAUUACUCAAUCGUUUGAUCUUAUUUCUCAAUCGGAAGGUGUUUGUAUUAAAUGGGACUGCGAGUUCGAAUAUAAAAUUGGUAAGCGUAGACGGAGACAGGCAUCAGCAGAUUCUCUCAUCGAUCAAAUAUGUGGUUGUUUCAUCGAUGCUGGACGAGAACAAGCUUUGGGUGAAGUUAAUAUCGACUACCUUAAAUAUUUACGCGUUGCAUGUGUGUACGACAUCAACACAACAUUUGAUCACACAGUAAUGUCAUAA